GCGAGGAGAAUCACAGCAGCCCAGCUCGCGCUGCUGAGGAUAAUACUGGGACUGGGACUUUACGCUGCUCUUUCCGGGCUGACUUUUCAUUGAAAAGAGAAAAAGACAAAAAAAAAAAAGAGAGACAAAAAGACAAAAAAAAUCCCAACCGAUUUUGGAAAUACUUUUUUGGUGAACUUAAAAAAGGAUGUAUAUCUGCUAAAACUCUGCUCAAAACGCAGGAAACUUUUCCACAGAAAUGGAAGGGAAUAUUCUAUGGAUUAUUUUGCCGCUUUUAUGGUUUAUGCAUGCUGGUGAAGGGUUCCGAUGUGUGGAUAAGUACAAACCUUGUGAAAAUGGAGGGACAUGCAUAGAUUCACCUUCACCUUUAUGCAAAUGUCGGCCCGGAUUCAUCGGUCCUCUCUGUCGACACCCGGAUCCCUGUUACAGAUCACCAUGUCUAAACGGGGCAGCUUGCAAGAGCGAUGUGGUCAAUGGCAUCCCACAGUACACUUGUGUGUGUCAAAGAGGGUUCAGAGGCCAAGACUGCUCCCAAAUUGACGCCUGUGCCACUAGUCCCUGUGCCAAUGGAGCCCGUUGUGUCAAUUGGAAUAACCACUACAACUGCUCCUGCCCACCCGGCUACCAGGGAAAGAACUGUCACUCUGACAUAGAUGAGUGUCGCAAGCCUGGCUUGUGCCUCAACGGUGGCCUCUGCCUUAACUCCCAUGGGUCGUACCGGUGCCAGUGCCAACCAGGAUACAGUGGCCGGACAUGUGAGGUGUCCACUCUACCUUGCGCCCCAUCUCAGUGCCUUAACGGUGGCACCUGCCGACAGACGAGUGACCAUUCCUACGAGUGCGCUUGCCUUCCAGGGUUUGAGGGACACAACUGUGAGAGUAAUGUGGACGACUGUCCGGGUCACAAGUGCAUUAAUGGAGGAAUAUGUGUGGAUGGGGUCAACACAUACAAUUGCCAGUGUCUGCCAGAAUGGACAGGACAAUACUGUGCUGAGGAUGUCAACGAGUGCCUCAUGCAACCAAACGCCUGCCAUAACGGAGGUACCUGCUUCAACACCAUUGGCGGCCACAACUGUGUCUGCGUGAAUGGCUGGACUGGAGAUGACUGCAGUGAGAACAUUGAUGACUGCGCAACAGCCGUCUGCUUUAAUGGUGCCACCUGCCAUGACCGAGUAGCAUCCUUCUUCUGCGAGUGCCCAGUUGGAAAGACAGGUUUGCUGUGCCACCUUGAUGAUGCGUGUGUGAGCAAUCCCUGCAACGAGGGUGCAGUGUGUGACACCAAUCCUCUUAAUGGUCGUGCCAUUUGCACAUGUCCUGCUGGUUUUGUGGGAGGUGCCUGCAACCAGGACAUGGAUGAAUGCUCUAUUGGUGCAAACCCAUGUGAGCAUUUUGGAAAAUGUGUGAACACGGAGGGCUCCUUCCAGUGUCAGUGUGGCCGUGGAUACGCCGGCCCACGUUGUGAGAUUGACAUCAAUGAAUGCCUGUCCAUGCCUUGCCAGAACGAUGCCACCUGCCUGGACCGCAUUGGAGAGUUCACCUGUAUCUGCAUGCCAGGCUACACGGGGACGUACUGCGAGAUUGAUGUAAAUGAGUGUGAGAGCAACCCGUGCGUAAAUGACGGCAUCUGUCGGGACAUGGUCAAUGGUUUCACAUGCACCUGCCAGCCAGGCUUUACUGGCAUCAUGUGUCAAGUCGACAUAGAUGAGUGCGCCAGCACGCCCUGCCAGAAUGGAGCAAAAUGCUACGACCGGCCCAAUGGGUUCGAGUGCCGCUGUGCCGAAGGUUAUGAAGGGAGACUUUGUGAGAGUAAUAUCAACAACUGUCAACCCGACCCAUGCCACCACGGCACCUGCGUGGACGGCAUCGCUAGCUACACGUGUAACUGUGACGCAGGCUACACCGGCUAUCGCUGUGAGAACCAGCUCAACGAAUGCCACAGCAACCCUUGUCAAAAUGGGGGUAAAUGUGUAGACUUGGUCAAUAAAUACAUCUGCCAGUGCCAGCAUGGAACCUCAGGCACAAACUGUGAGAUAAACUUUGAUGACUGUGCCAGUAAUCCGUGUGAUUUUGGCAUCUGCAAAGAUGGCAUCAAUCGUUACGACUGUGUUUGCAAACCUGGCUUCACUGGUCCUAAAUGUAAUGUGGAAAUAGAUGAAUGUGCAUCCAGCCCAUGUAGAAAUGGGGGAACGUGUGUUGAUGAAGAGAAUGGAUUUCACUGCCAGUGUCCUGAGGGUUUUAAGCCCCCUUACUGUUACUCCCAGGUGGAUGAAUGUGGCAGCAGCCCAUGCGUCCAUGGGGCAUGCAGGGAUGACAUCAAAGGUUACCGCUGUGACUGUGAACCUGGCUGGGUUGGGAAAAACUGUGACAUCGACAGGAACGACUGUUUGCCGAGUCCUUGCCAGAAUUCUGGCACAUGCAUUGAUCUGCUCAAUGGUUUCACCUGCAAAUGUCGCCAGGGUUACAGAGGUAAUCUCUGUCAGGUGAACAUCAAUGAAUGUGCAUCCAACCCCUGUCUGAACAAGGGCACCUGUGUGGACGAGAUUGCAAGUUUCACCUGCAUGUGCGAGCUUCCUUACAGUGGACCCACAUGUGCUGAGGUCCUCACCCCUUGCUCCCCUAACCCUUGUGCAAACCAUGGAGUCUGCACACACACAUCAGACUAUAUGGGCUAUCAGUGCAACUGCCAGCCGGGGUGGCAAGGCCAGUUGUGUAACAUAGAUGUGAAUGAAUGCAUCUCAAACCCCUGCAAAAACCGUGGGACCUGCACUAACAUGCUCGGAGACUUCGUUUGCUCUUGCAGAGGAGGAUAUACCGGGCUGACCUGUGAAACAGACAUCAAUGACUGUGUUCCUAAUCCCUGCUUAAAUGGAGGUUCCUGCGCAGAUGGGAUAAAUUCAUAUCAUUGUAGCUGCCUGGCAGGUUUCACAGGCCUCCGAUGCGCUCAAGAGAUCAAUGAAUGCCAGAGCACCCCCUGUAAAAACGGAGGCACCUGCACAGACUACGUCAACUCGUACACUUGCACAUGUCGGCCUGGCUUUACUGGUAUCCACUGCGAAACCAACAUCCCUGACUGCACUGAAAGCUCUUGCUUCAAUGGAGGGACAUGCACAGAUAAAAUCAAUGGCUACACCUGCACGUGCCGGUCAGGCUUCACCGGCUCCCACUGCCAGUAUGAGGUUAAUGAGUGCGACUCCCAGCCGUGUCUCAAUGGAGGCUUAUGCCAAGAUGCUCUUGAGUCCUUCCGUUGCUCCUGCCCCAAGGCCUAUACUGGCAGUCGCUGCCAGAUGCCAGUUGAAUGGUGCAGACGCUCGUCUCCAUGCCAGAAUGGUGGACGGUGUCGUCAAAAAGAUGCUUCCUUCAUUUGCGACUGUACAAAUGGUUGGUCUGGGCAUUACUGUGAUAUCCCCAGAGUUUCCUGUGAGACAGCCGCUCGACAGCGAGGGAUCCAAACAGAUGAACUCUGCCACCAUGGUGGUCACUGUGUCAACAGUGGGAAUACCCACUAUUGCAAAUGUCCCGCUGACUACACUGGGAGCUAUUGUGAAAGUCAGGUGGACCAUUGUGAAGACAAACCUUGUCGCAACGGUGCCACCUGCAGGCCGUAUGUCGGCAGUUACCACUGUGACUGUAUGCCAGGAUAUACCGGGAAGAACUGCGACAUAGAUAUCAAUGAAUGCCAGUCUCAUCCAUGUCAGAAUGGAGGCACCUGCAUUGACCUGGUGGGACAUUACAUCUGCUCCUGUCCUCCUGGCACACUGGGUGUUCUCUGUGAGAUCAAUGAAGAUGAUUGUGCUCCACCCCUGAGGCUGCGCGGGGCUUCUCCAAAGUGCCUGAACAAUGGUACCUGUGUGGACAGAGUGGGUGGUUAUCGCUGCAAUUGUCCCCCUGGUUUCACAGGAGAACGAUGUGAGGGAGACAUAAACGAGUGUCUCUCUAACCCCUGCAGUCCCUCCAACAGUCUUGACUGCAUCCAGUUGCCCAACGAUUACCAAUGUGUCUGCAAGCCCGGCUUCACAGGUCGGAGGUGUCAGAACAGGUUCAGUGUAUGCGAGUCUCAACCUUGUCAGAAUGGAGGAGCCUGCUCUGUAACCAGCAGCUCUUCCCUCGGAUACACCUGCACAUGCCAACUUGGUUACACUGGUCCAAACUGCGAUCGGAGCAUGUCCUGUCGAGAGCUGUCCUGUUACAACAGAGGAAGCUGCACGCUCACCACAAGGGGCGCGCGUUGCGCCUGCCUGCCAGGCUACGGCGGGCCCCAGUGCCAACAUCGUAGUAAUGAAGGGUGUGCCUCGCAGCCAUGCCGAAAUGGAGGGAUGUGCACCGAAGAGACAAGCUUCCCGUUCUUCCACUGCCAGUGUCUCAGCGGCUGGACGGGCAAGCGGUGUGAGCAGAGCAGCUCGUCUGAGCUCCCGGCGCCCUCGUGCCCUCUGGCAGACUGUCACGGCAAGGCCAACGAUGGAGUCUGUGACAAGGAGUGUAACACAAAACUUUGUCAGUGGGAUGGUGGUGACUGCUCUCUGGCAACCAAUCCCUGGGCUCAUUGUCCAGACCCUCGCUGCUGGCGCGUCUUCAACAACAGCCAGUGUGACGAGUCCUGCAACAAUGCUGAAUGCCUGUACGACAACUUCGACUGCAAAACCAAAGAAAAAGUUUGCAAUCCUAUCUAUGAAACCUACUGUAUCGACCACUACGCUGACGGGGAGUGUGACCAGGGCUGCAACACAGAGGAGUGCGGUUGGGACGGCUUAGACUGCGCUCAGAAGGUUCCAGAAGAGCUUGCAGAUGGAGUCUUAGUUUUGGUGGUACUCAUGCCUCCAGAGGAGCUUCUCCGCAGCGGCACAGCCUUUUUGCAGAAAUUGAGUGCCAUCCUGCACACUUCGGUACGCUUCAGGUUGGACAAAAACGGCGAUGCCAUGAUCCGUCCCUACACACGGCAAGGGUCGCGGCUCAAACGCGAAUUGGAGCCUCGACAAGAGGUCAUCGGGUCCAUAGUCUAUGUAGAGAUAGACAACCGCUUGUGUUCUCAGGGCUCUGAGGAUUGUUUCCCCUCAGCUCAGACUGCUGCAGAGUACCUGGGAGCCCUGUCUGCAGUAGAGAUGCUCCGUUUCCCUUAUCCCCUCAAGGAAGUCCGUGGUGAAAAGCUACCUUACCCUACUGAGAUUCCACCGUGGGUCAAGCUGAUCAUGGCAGGGAUAGCUGCUCUUUUCAUUUUGGUCAUUCUAGUGAUAGGCAUGUUGAUUACGCGUAGAAAGAGAGAACACAGCACCCUCUGGUUCCCCGAGGGCUUCUUCCUCAAGAAAGAACCCAGCAGCAACAAAAACCGCAGAGAACCUGUGGGCCAGGAUGCUCUUGGAAUGAAACACAUGCCAAAGACUGUGGAGGAAUCUUUACUUGGAGAUCACAGUGACCAAUGGAUGGACUCCGACUGCCCAGAAGCAAAAAGGCUCAAGGUUGAAGAGCCGAGCUUGCUCUCAGACAGCGAAGACCCAGUGGACUGCAGACAGUGGACACAGCACCACCUUGCAGCUGCAGACAUUCGCGUACCCCCCACCAUGGCUCUUACACCUCCUCAAGGAGAGUUUGAAAGUGACUGCAUGGACGUCAAUGUCCGAGGUCCAGAUGGUUUUACACCACUGAUGCUGGCAUCAUUCUGUGGAGGCUUAGAGCCUGAGAUAGCAGAGGAGGAGGAGCCUGAGGAGUGCUCCGCCAACAUUAUCUCCGACCUCAUCUAUCAGGGAGCAUCCCUCGCUGCCCAAACAGACCGCACUGGUGAGACAGCGCUCCACCUGGCUGCUCGCUAUGCCCGCGCUGAUGCUGCCAAAAGGCUGCUGGAUGCCGGGGCAGAUGCCAAUGCUCAAGACAACACAGGACGCACCCCGCUGCACGCUGCAGUGGCUGCAGAUGCACAGGGAGUUUUCCAGAUCCUGAUCCGCAAUCGCGCCACAGAUCUUGACUCCCGGAUGUACGACGGCUCCACUGCACUAAUCCUGGCUGCACGGCUGGCGGUGGAGGGCAUGGUCGAGGAACUCAUCACUUGUCAUGCUGACGUCAACGCUGUUGAUGAACUGGGUAAAUCUGCUUUGCACUGGGCUGCUGCUGUUAACAAUUUGGAUGCCACUGUUGCCCUCCUGAAGAACGGUGCAAACAAAGAUAUGCAAGAUCUCAAGGAGGAAACACCUCUGUUCCUUGCAGCUCGCGAGGGCAGCUGUGAGGCGGUCAAGGUGCUGCUUGCUCACUUUGCAAACAGAGAAAUCACCGAUCACAUGGACAGGUUGCCCAGAGACAUUGCUCAGGAGCGUAUGCACCACGACAUUGUGCAGCUUCUCGAUGAGUAUAACACCGUACGGAGUCCCCAGGGCCAUGGAGGGGCCGGACACCACCUCGCUGGGGGCCACACUCUGUCACCACUCAUGUGCCCGCCCAGUGCCUUCCUUCCCAGUCUGAAAAACACCCCGCAGGGCAAGAAGAACCGCCGGCCCGGGGCCAAGGGAUCCAGUCUGGGAGGCCAGCAUGCAGCCAGUCUGAAGGAGUCUGUAAAGGCUCGAAACAAGAAGCUAUCCCUGGACAUGCAGAGUGCCUUACUGGAUAGCUCAGUUACUCUAUCCCCAGUUGACUCACUUGACUCACCCCAUGGAGGAGCAAGCAAUGCUGGCUAUAUCACCAACCCCACAUCCCCUGUGGCCAUGCAGUCACCAGGGCUUUACCACACGUCCAUGUCCGUUCCAAGCACCCCGAUGGUACACAGUAGCAUGUUGGAAGGAGGCGGCCCCUUUGCAGUUUCUCUCGCCCAAAUCAACGACCUGGGAGCUGGGAUGUCUUUGCAGGGCCGCGUUUCCAUGGCUUCGGAUGUCAAUCACAGCUACGUGUUGAGUUCAGGCCAGAUGGGGCUCAACAUGGGUAUGGUCAGUCCUGUGAGCGUGCCCUUCGACUGGCACACGCGCAUGCCCCCGUCUUCCCAGUGUGGUCAGCAAGUGGUGAAUAUUGUGCAGAAUAGCCAGGCAGGCAUGCACCCCCAGAGCCCGGCCAUGCAGCAGAGCAUGCUGAUACACCAACAGCAGCUCUACCGCAGCCCCAUGCUGCAACCCACACCCGUUACCUCCACACCAACCAUCAGCCCGGUGAAGAUGCCGUCCAUUGCUGAGCAGCAGCAGCAGCUCAUUAAUCACAGCAUCUCUACCCAGCAAAGCCUUGCCCGUAUGGGUACUUCAACUCCACCCACCCCCCAGACCUCGCAGGCCCCACAGUCCUUCUUCCAGCAUCUGCCUCAGCAACCCUCGCAGCCGCAAGCCCCCGCUCAGCCUCCCCAAGGAGCCACGCCAACAUCCCAACCCACUCAGCCUCUUCCAUCCCAGCCGAGCAGCAGCACUGCAGGAAAGGAGGAUUAUCCAACCCCUCCCUCCCAGCACAGCUAUUCAUCAGCACUAGAUGCCACACCCAAGCAUUACCACAAUUUGCCGAGUGAGCACCCCUAUCUGACCCCUUCUCCAGAGUCUCCCGAGCACUGGUCCAGUCCCUCUCCUCAUUGUGUCUCUGAUUGGUCAGAUUCCACACCGAGCCCAGCAGUUACUGUCCCCAAUCAGACCCAAAUUACUCAAAUUCCAGAGGCAAAUGGCAAAAUGCAGGUUUUUGCAUGAAGAGCCGAUGGCUUCAGCCUGAAAAGGGACCUGGAGUAAAGAAAUCUGUGGACUGGCUCUGGGGCCUGUCCCGGUUUUUAUGUGUCAGCCUAUUUCCAAGAUUUUCAUUGGAUUUGGAUUGACUGUGUUUAUCACGAGGACUGUCUGCUAGUGAUUUUUGCAGAGAAAAAAAAGUAAAGGGAAACGUGUGUUGUCUGAAAAAACAGCAGACAAUUUAAUGAAGUAAUUCUGUCACAGAUGGACUUAUUUUUUAUUAUUAAAAAAAAAAAAGUAUAUGAAGAAAAACCAAGUCUUUAAUUUCAAAGGCUUAGGGACACUCUCCAGAAAUCUAACAUUUAAAAAGUAGAUAAGGGAAAAAAGUGAAAUGUUGAAGGGAAUUCAUUUAUUUUUAUUUAUUGUUUUUAUCUAUCUGAACUGCUUUAUAGUCUUCCUUUCUGUUCUAGUUUCUCAUAUAAAGUGCCAUCAAAUGUUAAAAUGGUUGUAGAAAAUACAUUUCAAGAGUUGCUCUGCAGUAGUUAUGUUUGAUUGAGUUGUGGUAAAUAAUUACUUUCUAUUUGAGUAUUAUGAACAAGAAUGUAGAUAAGUGUCUCUGAAGCACUUCAAGUGACCAGCCUCGUCGGGCAAGUCUGGGUCAAAUGCAACACAAGUCAGAAACAACAAUGGAUAUUAUAUAUUAUAUAGGGGGGCAGUGAAUCCAUGCUAACUCUCCUCACAACAUUAAAGAAAAAGAAAAUGUAAGGUUUGAUGCUUCCGUAUUAUAGCGUCUCACUGAUGUUAAAGAACUCUUACUGCCAACUGUGAUAUCUUUGGUUUUUAAGCAUUUCCAUUCUAUUUAUGUUUCACACAAAACGUAUUUGCUUAAAAAAAAAUGUGCCUCUCACUGCCCUAAUGUUUUAUUAUUUUCCUGUUUAUUUGUAUAUUGGAAUUCAUGGAAAACCAUGAAUAACCUUGUUUUGUUCUCUUUCUCGUUUUUUAAACAUCACUUUAGAUGUUUUAAGCUAUGCUUAUAUUGGCUGCUAUGUUUUUAUCACUCUUCCCUGCAAACAUUCCUCCACUGUUCCUGUCUUGUUGAGUGCGGACGCUUUGCCUUUAGGAGACAUGCAACACAGAACAAAAACCAGACGGACUGGUUGAAUUUGUUAUGCCCAUAUCCUGUCUUUGAUUGGAUUAAAUAGACUGUCAGCAGCAGUUGAGAUCUCGGUGGCACUCGGUGGUCGGUGUGGGGGGGGUGUGGCUGCCGGGCUGUGACUGAUUCUGUCCCGUCACUCCUCAGGGAGGUGUUUUUUAUGGCAUGCUGAGGGACCGUUCCCCUGCAUCUACAGUAGCCUCAAGUCCAGGGGCCAUGGAGCUGCAUCGUAAGAGACUGAGGAAAAGAAAAAAAAAACACUACUAUGUAGUGCUGAACCUUUAAAACUUUUACAAAAUUCUGAGAUGACACUCCCAGUGAUUCACUUUACGCCUUGCGUAAUGGCUGACCAAGUUUUUUUACUUCCAUGUGACCUGAACAUGUAGGAGAGGUUUUCCUCUCGUUAACAUUUUGUGCACAUUUCAACAAGGUCGUUUGAUAUUGGUAGAGAGAGUAACUUUUGCAUUUUUUACCUUGUUUCAUCCUGAGCAGAGAAGAGUAGGCUACCACUCCUAGGUACUACUUUUUGGUGACUUAAACGCUGCCCCUAGAUGUGUCAUAGACCGAGUUUUCACUGUUUUGUUUCGUUUAUAAUAGAACCGGCUGCUGUUGUUGAUGUCCGUGGUCCAGUUCCCAUCUUACUUACAAAUGGAACAGUUUUGUUUGUAUGUUUAAUUUUAUAUAUUACUGUCUUACAAUUUCCCUACCAGGUCGCACUAAGUGUUUUGUACAUUCAACCUCUCAGUUUCUGUUUGUAAAUAUGAUUGUUCUGGGUAGAUGAGAAGUCUUAUGUUUCUAAAAAUGAUUGUUAUGUACUAAAAAGGACAAAAAUAAAGUGUACUCCAUUUAGCAUUA
Messenger RNA from Cololabis saira (Pacific saury), 9614 nucleotides. It is a transcript of the gene notch3, whose product is annotated as notch receptor 3. Gene Ontology annotation, molecular function: calcium ion binding; Notch binding; signaling receptor activity. Gene Ontology annotation, cellular component: membrane. Gene Ontology annotation, biological process: regulation of DNA-templated transcription; multicellular organism development; regulation of developmental process. Lineage: Eukaryota; Metazoa; Chordata; Actinopteri; Beloniformes; Belonidae. The record is from RefSeq and is a predicted model, not a curated record. Bases 239 to 7633 code for a protein of 2464 amino acids. The transcript is spliced from 33 exons.